CACUUAGGGAAACUGUGGUGCAGAAUUUAUCUCCUUACUUGAGGACAGUAACUCACAAAGCUGUUUUUGAAGAUUAAUGUUUAUAAAGCACUUGGAGGUCCACCAACAGGUGCUGUUCAUAAUAGCAGAAGGUAUAAAAUGGAGGACUUGCCUGGAUUGAGGAGGAAAGAAAGGGCACAACAGUCCAGCCAACAACUAUAGGGAUCAAUUAGCCCUUUUGGCCACCGCAUCACACUGCAAGCUCAUGUACAGCUGAUUAUCCACCACAAUCCCAAAAUCUUUUUGAGAGUCACUGCUUCUCAGCAUAGUGUCCCCCAAUCUUAUGAUGCUGUUCCAAUCCAGUCGAGUGUGGUUAUAUGUUCCUGCCCAUCCCCAUCAAUGGUGAGGAACCAGACAGAUUCCAGCACUCCAUCUGUCAUUACCACCUGUGGCAGCAGAAAGGGGUCUAACAUGGAGGGAACUGCAGCUGAAUCAAGGUCUAGUUCAAACUCCCUACAGCAACAUUCAGGACAACAGCCUCCACAGCCUCGAAAAAAACGACGUGAGAAUUUCAAAUUUGGGAAAAUUCUGGGUGAAGGAUCUUUCUCAACAGUUGUCUUGGCCCGAGAAUUGGCAACUUCCAGAGAAUAUGCCAUUAAAAUUCUAGAAAAACGUCAUAUCAUAAAAGAAAAUAAGGUCCCCUAUGUGACCAGAGAGAGAGAUGUAAUGUCCCGUCUGGAUCACCCUUUCUUUGUGAAACUCUACUUCACAUUUCAGGAUGAUGAAAAGCUGUAUUUUGGACUUAGCUAUGCCAAAAAUGGAGAGCUUCUAAAAUACAUUCGCAAAAUUGGCUCAUUUGAUGAGACUUGUACCAGGUUUUAUACUGCUGAAAUUGUAUCAGCAUUAGAGUACUUGCAUGGAAAGGGAAUAAUUCACAGGGACCUUAAGCCAGAGAACAUUUUGCUAAAUGAAGAGAUGCACAUUCAGAUAACAGACUUUGGAACAGCAAAAGUAUUAUCUGCAGAUAGUAGACAAGCACGGGCAAACUCAUUUGUAGGGACAGCGCAAUACGUUUCUCCGGAAUUAUUGACCGAAAAAUCUGCCUGUAAAAGUUCUGACCUCUGGGCUCUUGGAUGUAUAAUAUACCAGCUUGUAGCCGGAUUGCCACCAUUUAGAGCUGGCAAUGAAUAUCUUAUAUUUCAGAAGAUAAUUAAGUUGGAAUAUGACUUCCCAGAAAAAUUCUUCCCCAAGGCAAAAGACCUUGUGGAAAAGCUUUUGGUUCUGGAUGCUACAAAGAGAUUAGGCUGUGAAGAAAUGGGAGGGUAUGGACCUCUUAAGGCUCAUCCAUUCUUUGAAUCCAUUACAUGGGAGAAUCUGCAUCACCAGACACCCCCAAAGCUCACAGCAUAUUUACCCGCUAUGUCUGAAGAUGAUGAGGAUUGUUAUGGAAAUUAUGACAAUCUCCUGAGUCAGUUUGGUUGCAUGCAAGUUUCUGGUUCGGCAUCCUCCCCUUCGCUGUCUGCCCCAGAGACAAGUCACCCACAAACAUCAGGGAACAUAGAACAGUACAUUCAUGAUCUUGACAAUAACUCCUUUGAGUUGGACUUGCAGUUUUCUGAAGAUGAGAAGAGACUACUACUGGCAAAACAGGCUGGUGGAAAUCCAUGGCACCAGUUUGUAGAAAACAACUUAAUACUAAAAAUGGGUCCAGUAGAUAAAAGAAAGGGAUUGUUUGCUCGUCGGCGCCAAUUAUUGCUCACUGAAGGGCCCCAUCUCUAUUAUGUGGAUCCUGUCAACAAAGUUCUGAAAGGAGAAAUUCCAUGGUCACUAGAGCUACGACCUGAAGCCAAGAAUUUUAAGACCUUUUUUGUUCAUACAGAUGAAACGGGUGCCUAUUUAAUAGACAGAGACCCGACCUACUUUGGGCCAGUACUGAACUAUCUCAGACAUGGAAAACUCGUUAUUAACAAGGACCUAGCUGAGGAAGGUGUACUGGAAGAAGCUGAAUUCUACAAUAUCACAUCACUAAUAAAAUUGGUAAAGGACAAAAUAAGAGAGAGAGACAGCAAAAUCUCACAGGUGCCAGUCAAACACGUGUACAGGGUGCUGCAGUGUCAGGAGGAGGAGCUCACCCAAAUGGUCUCCACCAUGUCUGAUGGCUGGAAAUUUGAACAGUUGGUCAAUAUUGGUUCUUCCUAUAACUAUGGAAAUGAAGAUCAGGCUGAAUUUCUGUGUGUUGUCUCGAAGGAGCUGCAUAAUACCCCCUAUGGCACAACCAGCGAGCCCAGUGAAAAAGCAAAGAGCGAGGAUGAAGAGACGGAUUACGAUAUGAAUGACUCAGAUUAAGUGUAAAUGUCAUGAUUUUGCAAGAGCGAGGUUCCAGGAUGUGAAGACCAUAUUGAACACUGAAGAAUAUUUCUUUUAUUCCAAGAUGCAGUGAAUUAUCACAUUGAAGAGGCUUGGCUGUGAGAGGAAGAAAUCUGCUUUAGAUAAUUUUCUAUUGAUCUGGAUUGAACCAUUUAUGCCUAUAAGCUGGUAUAGACUGAAUUUGCUGGCUGAAAACAUCGCAAGAUUAUUGAAUGGGAAGAGAUGAUGUGAGAGAGGUGUUAAUCUUGGUUCUAGUGCAUGGUUGUACUCUCUCAUGGGCUGAAUUAUAUUGGUCACAUAAAAAGAAACAAUCAUGCACUCAUAUUUUCCUCUGAGACAUGUAGCACUUACAUCUGGUGCUGGGUGAUCCAGUGUUGAUCAGUUUGAAAUGAUUUGGGUAUUAAUAAUUGCAAACAGUUAAAGGACACUGUAUUUGGUGCUACAUAUAUAUUACAGCCCAUAAAUGCAAAUAUUUGGGCCUACAUAGUUGGUUUUGGAAUCAAUGACAACCCCGGUUUACUAUCUUAUACUGCACAUUCCUUAUGGCUCAGUGACACAUUUUCUAUUAGGUAAGAAUGGAGUAGAAGAUCAAGUGAAACUACCUUGUAAAAAGUUACACCCCAGACAAAAGAUUCCCAUAAAGAAUAGGUGUAAAAUACUGACUGGGUUGAUGGCUUAUUUUAAUAGUCAAAGGGAAUACUAAACUUGGAGAAAAUGUCUUUUGUCUGAGUCAUCUCUAAUGUUUCUGCUGUCAAAAUAACUUCCUCCUGCAAAAGUUAAGCUCCAGUCUUAGCCAAAUGUUUGAAAGGAAAAUCAAAAUUUCUUAAAUUAUUGUCACAACUGAACAUUUUGUCUCUUUUGAAAUGUUUGUUGCUAACCAAAUGUUGUACAUUUUAGAAAUGCCUACAAGUGUCAAGCUCCUCUUGGAUUUUGUUGGGUAUUUUAAGAGCUGGAGUUUGUGUAGCUACAUGGCUGGAUAGUGUUAGAUUUUGAUCUCGGUGAAUGGGUUUAAAGUUACCCUAAGAGCAAACACAAGUUCACCCAAUUAAAAAUCUGAAUUAAUUGCUUUGAAUUUUCAGGAUGUUUACAGUCCAUCUCUCUACAUUGUUUCAACUAUGCAGUUCUUUAUGAUGUUUCUAAGAAUGCUGCCUGAAAACAUUUUCACACGGCUGCAUUAGGACAGGCCUGUGGUAAAUGUUAACACACAAGACUGGAGCUUUUUAGUGCAUUGUGUUUUAAACAAAACCAGUAGCAUGACUCUUUGAAAUAGAUUUAACUAAAUUGAUUGUAAAAAAGUAAAACUCUCGAUUCUUGAAGCUUCAUUGGCUUACAUAGCUCUAGGUGGAGCAGUGGAUGGGAGUUUAAACCGGAUUGUCCAAGACGGUCUGGAAUUCUAAAAGCAUUUAAAACUGUUUCAUUAAAUAACUUUAGAAUUUUUACAUAUACCAUAUCCUCUACCAGUAAAAUGUGUAAUCCUCCACGUGAAAACCAGUUUCUCAAGUGUCUUGGGUCUACCUAGAUUUUUUAAGACUUAUUGUACAUUGAUAAGUUUGGCAUAAACAAUUUGUAAAACCAUUUCUAGAAAGCAUGUUAUGCAGUGGGCUAAAUGUUUUGUCAUGCAUCUAAUGCUUGAGAGAGUUUGUAAAGCAUUUUGCCACUUGGAUACAGUCUGCACAGGAAGCUGCUGGCCCCUCCACAAUACCACAUUAAUGUGUUUUGUCUUUUUUUAAGAUGUUAGGACCUAACUGAAUUUACUAAAAUGUAAUUAUUCUGUAGGGGGAAAUGUUUAUACUUUUAUACUUUUUUUUUUGUAGGCAUCCAUGUUUUAGGCAUUAACUUGAGGCUGAUAAAUUUCCCCUAAAUAGUAACAGAUAAUCUUGUGUAUCUAAAGAUAAGCAUAGCGGUUGUUUUUCUUAAAAUGCGUACUAAAGCAUUUCCUUUGCUGGAAAAGUCACUGUGUUUAAGCAGCUUGACACAACCCAUGUUCUUCAGGUUCCAUGGCUCAUGGAAUUGUGGCCUUUAAAGCUUCCUAUUUUCUGCUGGGCUCUACAGAGUAAAUUCAGCAUUGGAUUAAAUGGCUUUUAAUGCCUUAUAAUAAUUAAAAAUAUAUAUUGAUAUCAUUCCAAAAUCUGCAUUUUUGUCUGUUGUCUUCUGUUAAACAAAAGAAGGCAGAAGAUUUGAUUUUCAUAAACUACCUGAGAUCCUUAAGGAUUGCAGAAGCAAAACAAUGAGUAAGAAACUGAGAAAAUUGAAACAACUUGGAGGAUAUAUAUGAAAAGGGACCACUUUUAGAGAGUGGCAUUUUCACUGGAAUAUUUUAUGGUAUAAUUUCCUUUUUUUUUUUUUUUGGUGUGAUUAUCUGCACCCUGGUUUACAUUGUCCCUUGUAGUAGCAAAAAUUAUUUUGGGGAAGAGUUUGAAUCAUUAACAUUUUGCACUUUCUCUGAUACCUCACAGAGCUUUUGUCUCUCUCUUCAGCAAAAAAAUAAUAAAUUAUUAGGCAAAUAUCUGGUAAAUAAUUUUGCAAGCUGCUGUAGCAGACCUUGUCAACUAAUCUUCUGUUCUUGCUCUUACCCUUAUUAAUUUCAUAUUUCUUGAACAUCUGAGACAUUCACUUAGGUGCAUGUACAGUAGAACCUCAGAGUUAAGAAAACAUUGGGAAUGGAGGUUGUUCAUAACUGAAAUGUACAUAACUCUGAACAAAACAUAAUGGUUCUUUCAAAAGUUUACAACUGAACAUUGACUUAAUACAGCUUUGAAACUUUAUUAUGCAGAUGGAAAAUGCUACUUUUAUCCAUCUUAAUUUAAAUGAAACAAGCACAAGGACAGUAUCUUUACCUAUCAAAUCUUUUUUUAAACCUUCCCUUUAUAAUAGUUUACAUUUAACACAGUAAUGUACUGUCUUGUUUUGCUUUGUUUUUUGUCUCUGCUGAUGCCUGAUUGAGGCAAAUGAGGAGUGUGGUUGACUGGUCAGUUUGUAACUCUGAGGUUCUACUGUACUAUCAGAUUCUUUUCCUAAAGCCCCAGGAGUUUCCCUUUACUAAAAUCUGGUUUCUUUUUGUAUUGAAAUCUGGUAACUUAGAAUAAGGUUAGCUACACUAGGUAGACAGGACGGUCAGGUCAGACUCUUUGUAAGCUACUUUAUCAAUAGAUGAAACAGUAUUACAGCCCUAGAUUUUAAAUCAUGAGCAUGGGUAGGUUAUAGCAGAAAAAUGAGGGUACCCUAGAUCAGCUUUUCAUACAAGGGGCAAUUUAUCUUUCUUGAGUCAGUUAUUACCAUUUUAUGGAAGGCCCAAUUUCCUGACCUAACAGGUGUACAAACAUUCUCCAUCUAAGUGUAUCAAUCAUUUGGAGCUAUAUACACGGACCCAACAGAUGACUUAAGUAGAGAAUUAGACUGAUUUUCACUGGGAUUCUUUAAACCGUUUUAAAUGAGACCCAGAAGUUUUACAAACCUUUUAAAAACACAGUAAGUUUAAAUUUGUAACAUUUAAGUAUUACCACAGAAACCACUGUAGACUUAAAUCAGGAAAAAAGUGAAACUAUUGGUAUUGGAUUUUGUAAUGACCAAUUUCUGGCUUCAGGGGAAAUAAUUGUAAAUCAAACACUUUUGGCUGUUUUUCAAACAAUACUUCAAUCCAAGUUUAAUUGUAGUCCCAUGAACCAUUUUAACCAAUUGAAAUUGAUUGUACUUAAAGCCUAAAUUGCUGCUCCUCUGUUAAACCUGGGAGCCAUUAUGGAAUUUUUCUCAAUCCUUGGUGAGUCUGUAUCAAACAUAGUCCACUUACAAGUAAGAAGAAGACCUUUGUCUGCUCCUCCUGCAAAUUCACCCUGAGCUCUGAGAGCCAGCGGGUCUCUUUCCAUCUUUCAUUUCAGCACCAAUUAAAGGUUCUGGUGGAUGACUUAAGCUGCAGUUGCAUCUGUGCUACUCCAUUGUUUUCAAAUUCUUCCCUGAAUGACACUUACGCUGUACCUUUCCAAGCAAUGGGUUUGCACAGGUGUAACAUUUAAAAUUACUAAACAAGCCCUUUGAUGAAUGUCAAAUAUAAUCCAGCCCCUUCUGUAGCUGUGUUGGUUUUGCAUGGCUAAAAGUAAGAAGAAAAAAAAAAAGUAAAGAUUUAUUUUGACACUAAAGUUGACAGAUCUAACUCUGAUCACACCUAAAGAGCAGGUCUGUUGAGUAAUAUGGCGGUGUUUUCACAUAGCCAGUUUUGAGACAGAGCUGCACUUCAAGCUGCAGAGCUUCUUGUUUCAGGGGUGGGGGAGGAAACAGGUGUUGUUUGUGCAGGGAAGCACUGUAGGACUCUACUCCAGCUAAUGAAUGCUGGUUCGUUGGGAACCUCUGCUAUAUUCUAGCCUGCAAUGAGUUUGAGGUGCAAGGACAGCAACAGCACGUUCUGUCUGAAGUUAAUAGUCCAGAACCUGGGUGGUACACUUUAAUCCAGUCAGUCUGGUGUUUGGGGGAACAGCUUCCUGAGGAGUGCGGAAGAAUGUUAGGACGGGUCUUCACGUGGCAACGCUUUAACGUGGCUGUGUAUUUGCAGCACCAGUGCUGGGAGAGAGCUCUACUCCCAAGAGGGAAGUAACUCCCAGCGCUGGUGCACUGUCUACACUGCCACUUAACAGCGCUGCCACUUUCAAGUGGCAGUGUAGACAAGGCUUAAGAAAUGGGCCUUUUCCUCCAAGUAGAAACCUAACAAAAGAGCCAGCAGUUUGGGUGGCAUUCAGGGAGGGUGGGGUUGAGAAUCUCUUUGAAUUUCAUUUGCACCAUAUCAUAAACCUUCCCCUUCCCAGGAGAUGUGAAUGCAGCUCUUUCAAAUUACUGCUGUUCUUCAGUCAGCCCUUGCAUCUGGGGUCUUAGGAAAGAGUUUCUUUUCUUCAGCAGCAUCCUUGUUGGCUCAGAAGCCUGGGACUACAACUGCUGAUGGCCAGCAGCUCAAAACAUCCCAUUGCUAACAGAAAGCAAUUUUGAAAUAUGUAAGUCCUGAAGUUGCUCCCUGUUUGUUUUUGUACAUUUUAUAUUGCAUCUGUUUCCUGCUUUAGGGACCAUCUCAGGAUCCCAGUUAGAUCUGUGUAUGUAAAAUAGGUGACUCAGGAACAGAGAAUCCCAUCAGUAUUCACUUAAAUGUUCAGGAGACUCUCCAAACUCCCUUGGAAGGUAACUGGUAGUAUCGUAAAAAAAAUCGAGGAGUCCUUGUGGCACAUUAGAGACUGCGAAAGGCAACUGUCUUUAAAGGCUUAUUGCCAAAUAGAUGCUUUAAAGGGCUAAAUCUUCCACACUUUAUUGUUCAGUUUGCCUAAGGUAACUAUCACAGACAGAAGGAAUUCUCAGCGUUUUGAAUUCAGACAUGCUAAGGGCUAAUACACCUCCCAGGGCUAAUUUGAAGUUCCAGUUAAAUGUGCAUAAAUAUUUUUAAAGACCAGCUAUUGCAUUUUUCUAAUAUCUUACAAACUCUGAACAUCCAUAUUAGAAACAUUAUGAGCCAAUCACAAAUAGCAGCUCUUUAAUUUUUGUUACACUCCAGCCUCCAUCUUGGUAGGACUGCAAGUGCAGAAGAUGGCACAAUCAGCUGUCACUCUCUUGUGUAAAUAUUGAAACUUAACAGCUUCUGUUAAUAAAACUGGGAAUAAGGAGACUUUGGGAAGGUUCUCCUUGCUCAGGAAAUAGUCAUUGGUUAUUCCAUUGCAGUUUAGCUUCCCUUUACUUUAGCCAAGUCUAACAAGGAAUACAGUCUUGUAAAACUCAGUAACGCUGUUGCAAAUGUAGCUGUCAAUGAAUAUUCGAAGGGCUCUUAUUAGGAUAUUAGUGAUAGUUACAUUGACUGCCAUGGAGAGAGAGAAAUCUACAUUAUAGCGUAGAAAGCUACCUUAUUACUUCUGGGUGAUUUCACGCUUUUACUGUAACACUUGUGUAGACAGUGCUCUCCCUCAGAAGUUAAAGGACUGAAGGCCGAGCUUAAAUUUUGACCCACCUUAACAAUGGUCCCAUCUCCAAGGCUUGGCUUUCUGGAAUCUAGUGGCUGAUGUAUUUGUGUGCCUGGCUCAUGCUCCAUUUGCAGAUUCCCCCCCCCCCCUCCCAAGCUUGUGCGCACUUAACCUAAAGUACACUUGGCCCAUGUGUGUUUGCCAGGAAAGAGCAAGUGCCUAUGCACUAUAGGCCAAAUAGUGCCAACCUGACUACUAGGAACUGAAUCAAGACCACAGAACCAUUUUCUUUAUAUCACUGAACAGAUAUCAGAGGGCAACUACUUUCAGCCACUGCUGACUUGAGCCCGAUUUGAACCUGGGUUUGAACAUCUUCAUUUCCAAUGGGCUGUCCAGGUCUCCUUUACCCAAUUCACCAGUUUUAUUGGUGGUCUGACAGUAAGUUGUGCAUCAGCUGUUUGUGUUAGGGCCCAGGAGGACAUACUUGCAAUGUUUUAUUUCCUGGAUAGUGGAUUAGCAAUAACAGUUUCCUUUUGUGCCAGUUCAUUAUCUCUGAAGUGUUCUUAUUGCAGCAAAGUUUGAAUUCUGAUAUGGCUUUAAUGCUUUUGCAUGAGCCAAGAUGAUUAGCAUAGAAAUUGACAUGGAGCUGAAUCCAGAAAGUUCCCUGGAUAAACCUCUAGUAGGGCUUCCCAACUUGUUUUAAGGUAGAUGCCGUUACCCAUCAUUUUUAGAACAAAUAUACAACUAAAACAUGAAUGGGUAUUUUUAACCUCCUUUUCGUAACACUAUUGUAAAAUGCAUGAAAUAAACCUGUUUUUCCCUUUUAA
Molecule: messenger RNA, 9097 nt
Organism: Mauremys reevesii (Reeves's turtle)
Lineage: Eukaryota; Metazoa; Chordata; Testudines; Geoemydidae
Gene: PDPK1
Product: 3-phosphoinositide dependent protein kinase 1
Exons: 20
Coding region: 379-2325 (648 amino acids)
Biological process (GO): peptidyl-serine phosphorylation; intracellular signal transduction; protein homooligomerization
Molecular function (GO): protein binding; ATP binding; protein serine/threonine kinase activity
Source: RefSeq, a predicted model, not a curated record